AUGCUGACGAAGUURGAGACAAAGAGUAACAGAGUUAAGGGCCUGAGCUUCCACACCAAGAGGCCAUGGAUUCUCGCGAGUUUGCACAGUGGUGUGAUCCAGCUAUGGGAUUACCGUAUGGGGACGUUGAUCGAUAGGUUCGACGAGCAUGAAGGACCUGUUCGUGGUGUUCAUUUCCACAAAACACAGCCUUUGUUCGUCUCAGGAGGGGAUGAUUACAAGAUUAAGGUCUGGAACUACAAAACACACAGGUGCCUUUUCACUCUCCUCGGACAUCUUGAUUAUAUCCGCACKGUGCAGUUUCACCACGAGUACCCCUGGAUUGUGAGUGCUAGUGACGAUCAGACUAUCAGYAUAUGGAACUGGCAAUCAAGGACUUGUAUUUCUGUCUUGACUGGUCACAACCAUUARGUUAUGUGUGCUUCUUUCCAUCCYAAAGACGACCUUGUCGUAUCAGCUUCCUUGGACCAGACUGUCCGUGUUUGGGAUAUUGGUGCUCUUAGGAAGAAGACKGUAUCUCCUGCUGAUGACCUCCUGCGUUUGAGUCAGAUGAAUGCRGAUCUUUUUGGUGGUGUUGACGCUAUAGUCAAGUACGUGCUCGAAGGUCAUGACAGAGGAGUAAACUGGGCUUCRUUUCAUCCUUCCCUGCCUCUCAUUGUCUCUGGCGCAGAUGACCGCCAAGUCAAGUUGUGGCGCAUGAAUGAAACUAAAGCCUGGGAGGURGAUACAUUGCGUGGCCAUAUGAAUAAUGUGUCAUCUGUUAUGUUCCACGCAAAACAGGAGAUAAUUGUCUCUAAUUCCGAAGAUAAAAGCAUCCGUGUCUGGGAUGCUACCAAGCGAACUGGACUUCAGACUUUCCGCCGCGAACAUGAUAGAUUCUGGAUUCUUGCUGUUCAUCCAGAGAUGAAUCUACUGGCAGCUGGACAUGACAGUGGUAUGAUCGUCUUCAAGCUUGAGCGAGAACGUCCUGCAUUUGCUUUAAGUGGCGAUUCCCUAUUCUAUGCCAAGGAUAGGUUUUUGCGGUWCUAUGAAUUCUCAACACAGAGAGACUCACAAGUUAUCCCUAUACGACGUCCUGGUACUGCAAGCUUGAACCAAAGCCCAAGGACUUUAUCUUACAGUCCGACAGAAAAUGCAGUUCUCGUCUGCUCAGAUCUGGAUGGCGGUUCUUACGAGUUGUACAUCAUACCGAAAGAUAGCAUUGGCAGGAGUGACUUUMCGCAAGAGGCAAAGAGAGGGACUGGUGGUUCUGCAGUUUUCAUWGCCCGGAAUCGGUUUGCUGUUCUGGAGAYAAGCACCAAUCAAGUGCUAGUCAAGAAUCUCAAGAACGAGGUGGUUAAAAAGGGCACCCUGCCAAUACCUACUGAUGCUAUAUUUUAUGCCGGGACUGGAAAUCUGCUUUGCAGAUCUGAGGAUAAAGUGGUUAUUUURGACCUMCAGCAAAGACUGGUUCUUGGUGAUCUUCAAACUCCGUUUGUUAGYUACGUCGUUUGGUCGAAUGAUAUGGAGAGUGUUGCUUUGCUCAGCAAACAUACUAUCAUUAUAGCAAGUAAGAAGCUUGUCCACCAAUGCACCCUUCAUGAGACAAUCCGCGUGAAGAGUGGAGCUUGGGAUGAUAAUGGUGUAUUCAUCUACACAACUCUUAACCAUGUAAAGUAUUGUCUUCCAAAUGGCGAUAGUGGAAUAAUCAAAACUCUGGACGUCCCUAUCUACAUCACAAAGGUUACUGCAAAUAUCAUUUUCUGCUUGGAUCGAGAUGGGAAGAACAAGAUUAUUACCAUUGAUGCAACAGAGUACAUUUUCAAGCUUUCACUGCUGAGAAAGAAGUACGACCAUGUCAUGAGCAUGAUAAGGAAUUCCCAAUUGUGCGGGCAGGCUAUGAUCGCUUACCUGCAGCAGAAAGGAUUCCCUGAAGUUGCCCUCCAUUUCGUUGAAGAUGAAAGGAUUCGAUUCAACUUGGCUCUUGAAAGUGGCAACAUCAGUGUCGCUGUUGCAUCGGCUACAGAGAUUAAUGAGAAAGAUCAAUGGUACAAACUUGGAGUGGAGGCGCUUCGCCAAGGUAAUGCUAGAAUUGUUGAAUUUGCUUACCAGCAGACAAAGAACUUUGAGAGGCUUUCUUUUCUCUAUCUCAUUACUGGAAAUUUGGAGAAGCUGUCAAAGUUGAUGAAGAUUGCUGAAGUGAAAAACAAUGUCAUGGGUCAGUUUCACAAUGCCCUCUAUCUGGGAGAUGUUAAAGAGCGGGUUAAGAUACUUGAGAAUGCUGGUCAUUUGCCUCUUGCUUAUAUCACGGCUUCGGUUCAUGGUUUACAUGAUGUUGCUGAGCGAUUGGCAAGUGAGUUGGGAGACAACGUGCCAUCUUUGCCUGAAGGUAAAACUCCGUCUCUUCUGAUGCCCCCAACCCCUGUUAUGUGUGGAGGUGAUUGGCCUCUUCUCAGAGUUAUGAAAGGGAUAUUUGAAGGAGGACUUGAGAACGGUGCGAAAGGGGKUGUUGAUGAUGAAGAAGACGUUGAAGGCGAUUGGGGCGAGGGACUUGAUGUUGGUGGAAUCCAGAUUGGUGACGUGGAAGCAAUGAUGGACGAUGCAGAAGUGGCUGAUGAGGACGGUGAAGAAGGUGGAUGGGCACUUGAGGACUUAGAGUUACCACCGGAGCUUGACACACCCAAGAGCUCUGCAAACACACGCUCAUCGGUUUUCGUGAUGCCAACUCUGGGCAUGCCUGUGAAUCAAAUCUGGAGCCAGAAGUCAUCUCUUGCUGCUGAGCAGGCUGCAGCGGGUAGCUUUGACACUGCAAUGCGUUUGCUUCACAGACAGCUUGGCAUAAAGAACUUUGCUCCGUUGAGGUCGAUGUUCCUUGAUCUGUUUACCGGAAGCCAUAGCUAUCUCCGUGCACUUUCUUCUUCUCCUGUGGUGUCACUUGCCAUUGAGCGUGGGUGGAACGAAUCUGCUAGCCCCAACGUCCGUGGCCCACCAGCUCUGGUUUAUGAAUUCUCUCAGCUUGAAGAGAAGCUCAAGGCCGGUUACAAAGCCACCACGACAGGAAAAUUCACUGAGGCUCUGCGUAUCUUCCUCUCUAUCCUACACACAAUCCCUCUUGUUGUAGUUGAGUCAAGAAGAGAAGUCGACGAGGUGAAAGAGCUGAUCAUUAUCGUGAAAGAAUAUGUUCUCGGUCUGCAAAUGGAACUGAAGAGAAGGGAAAUGAAAGGGGACCCGACACGACAACAAGAGCUCGCUGCGUAUUUCACUCACUGUAAUCUCCAAACUCCUCACCUACGGCUCGCUCUCCUCAGUGCGAUGAGUGUCUGCUACAAGGCGAAGAACCUAGCCACUGCUUCUAACUUCGCUAGAAGGUUGAUAGAGACAAACCCAGCCGUGGAGAGCCAGGCCAAGACUGCGAGACAAGUUAUCCAAGCUGCCGAACGCAACAUGACCGAUGAAACGAAGCUAAACUAUGAUUUCAGGAACCCGUUUGUGACAUGCGGUGCGACAUAUGUACCGAUCUACAGGGGACAAAAGGACGUCUCAUGUCCGUACUGCACGGCCCGGUUCGUGCCAGGGCAAGAAGGAAACAUCUGCACAGUGUGUGAUCUCGCAGUCAUUGGCGCAGAUGCAUCGGGAUUGCUCUGCUCUCCUUCGCAAGUCCGGUGA
This is a messenger RNA of Arabis nemorensis, 3645 nucleotides long. Lineage: Eukaryota; Viridiplantae; Streptophyta; Magnoliopsida; Brassicales; Brassicaceae. The record is from the annotation of a GenBank genome assembly.